CAGAUCCACAUAUUAAAAACAAAAAGAAUCAUUUUUUGUGCAAUCAAUCAGACGAGAAGAAGAGGUCAAAAAAAAAAAAAAAAAUCAGACGAGAAGAAAAGAUUAUCAUUCAUCGCCAUGGGACAAGUCUUUAACAAGCUCCGAGGUAAAGAGUGGAGGCAUAAGCAGGUACAAGCGAUAUGUGAUCGUGUUUUCGAUCGGUUCAAGAUUCAAACCGGAAGAGCCAAUCUUACGUUCGAAGAGCUAUACAUCGCCGUGCUUCUCGUUUACAAUGACAUAAACAAGAGAUUGCCUGGUCCUCAUUUCGAUCCGCCUUCUAAGGACCUUGUCAGAAGCAUUAUGACGGACUGUGAUAUCAACUUGGAUGGAGAAAUUGAUAGGGAGGAGUUUGUGAAGUUUUUUGAGCAGCUUACGGCUGAGACAUUCAAUGUGGUUAGUCAGGGUUUGAUCAUAUCUUUGAUUGUGGCUCCUACUGUGGCUAUCGCUACCAAGAGGGCCACGGAAGGUAUUCCAGGAGUUGGCAAAGUUGUGCACAAGCUGCCUACCUCAAUCUAUGCUUCUCUUGUGACUCUUGCAGUUGUGUGGGUAAAUUCUGAUUCAAGUUAAGCUUCUCAGAUAGCAAAGCUUGUCACCAAAGAAAUGGGUUUAUCUUUAAACUAGUAUUUAUCCCGUCCUACGUACGGGUCAAACACACACUUAAAGACAUUAUUAAGAAUUAUACCUUUUGAUGAUUUUGUUCUGCAUAUUGUUUCUUUGUUUUCCGAAGAUAAUUUCUGUU
This is a messenger RNA of Camelina sativa (false flax), 778 nucleotides long. RefSeq lists its product as uncharacterized. The record is from RefSeq and is a predicted model, not a curated record. Gene Ontology annotation, molecular function: calcium ion binding. NCBI's taxonomy places the organism in Eukaryota, Viridiplantae, Streptophyta, Magnoliopsida, Brassicales, Brassicaceae.